This is a messenger RNA of Nematolebias whitei (Rio pearlfish), 1059 nucleotides long. It is a transcript of the gene tmem86a, whose product is annotated as transmembrane protein 86A. The record is from RefSeq and is a predicted model, not a curated record. The transcript is spliced from 3 exons. NCBI's taxonomy places the organism in Eukaryota, Metazoa, Chordata, Actinopteri, Cyprinodontiformes, Rivulidae. Gene Ontology annotation, cellular component: membrane. Bases 1 to 747 code for a protein of 248 amino acids.
AUGUUAGCGAAAGGUGGAACGGUGGCACAGUUAGAGCUGCCUCUCAGCGAGAAGGUCAAGAGUGAAGUCCCUAAACUGGUGCCAUUCUUCAAGUCAACCUGUGUAUACUUUGUCCUGUGGCUGCCCACCUCAAGCCCAUCGUGGUUCAGUGCCCUCAUCAAAUGCCUGCCCAUCUUCUGCUUGUGGGUUUUCCUGCUGGCUCAUGGGUUCAGCUUCCUCUGUGUUCGCUCCAGCGCCCGCAAGAUCCUGGCUGGUCUUAUCUUUUCAGCUCUGGGUGAUGCCUUUCUCAUCUGGCAGGAGCAAGGUUACUUUGUCCACGGCCUUCUGAUGUUCGCCAUCACCCACAUCCUUUAUUCUUCUGCCUUUGGGAUGAAGCCAGUAAAUGUGCAUGCUGGCCUUGGGCUCACCGCUGCAUCCUCUUUUUGUUAUAUCAUGCUGUACCCCUACCUGUCUGCUCCCUUCACCUACCUGGUGGCCGUCUAUAUCGCUUUGAUUGGCUUCAUGGGCUGGAGAGCCGUCGCAGGCUUGCAGCUGGCCAACGACCUCUGGACCUGGACCAAGCUGUCUGCCUGCCUGGGCGCGGUGCUCUUCAUAGUCUCAGAUCUCACCAUCGCCGUCAACAAGUUCUGCUUCCCCGUGCCCUACUCUCGAGCUAUCAUCAUGGCCACCUACUAUGCCGCCCAGAUGCUCAUAGCCCUUUCAGUUGUCGAGUGUCAAGACGUGGAGAUUUCCAGGAAGAAAUCAUGAGGGGAAGUCAUCUCCGAGGGCAAGACAGUGGCUCCAGCUCCGGCCCUGAGUGAUCAUGGACGUAUCUCACUGCCAGAUCCCCAACCACCAGCCUUCAUCUCAGUGUGGCACUAACCACACUGCUGUUACCAUGCCGACUGAUCCACUACAUGACUAUCAUCCAGCUGUUCCACCAGUAUAUUAAUCUUUAUUCAAGAAGAUACGGUAGUAUUAUCUUCAGCUAUGCCCUGAUCCUCCAAAUCUAGAAAAGGUCGUCCCGUCAACCCCGUGGAGACGAGUAGAAAUAUUAGCCCAUUCUAUAGAGAGUAUUAC